This is a messenger RNA of Manacus vitellinus (golden-collared manakin), 1171 nucleotides long. Its product is annotated as zinc finger protein 541-like. Lineage: Eukaryota; Metazoa; Chordata; Aves; Passeriformes; Pipridae. Gene Ontology annotation, cellular component: histone deacetylase complex; transcription regulator complex. The record is from RefSeq and is a predicted model, not a curated record. The transcript is spliced from 10 exons. Gene Ontology annotation, molecular function: transcription corepressor activity. Gene Ontology annotation, biological process: negative regulation of DNA-templated transcription; regulation of transcription by RNA polymerase II. The coding region runs from base 1 to 1062 and encodes 353 amino acids.
AUGACUUGCACCAUCUCAGAGCCAGAGGAGACCCAGCUGCAAGAGUUCUUCUCGUUCUCCAGUUCAGCCGUUGGUGGAACACAGGUGGAUCGCUGGUGGAGCGGCAGCUGCAGGAUCUGGUCCUGGGCUUUCUCUAAACAGCCAGCUCCUAGCCUCAGCCCCGGAUCUGGCUUCUGGGUCAACAUUCUCAUCUCCUCCUGUGCUCCCAGAAUUGCUUCAGGGCUGCCAAAGGUGGAAAGGAGAGGGAAAAUGAAGAGGAAAGCAAGAGUCCGCAUUAAGCCACACAUCAGUGUUGGCAACGACUUUCAGGCUGAGCUCCCUGAGCUGCAGGCCAGACCCCCAACUGAGGAUGAAGAACACGCAUCCCUGGUCUGGAAGCCGUGGGAGGACACUGAUUCUGUCAUGGAAACACAUGACAGAGUGAGAGAUCUGCUUGACAUGGCCAUCUCCAGUGGCAUUCCUGGGGCAGCAGCUAACCUGGAGCUUGCCCUACACUGCCUGCAUGAGGCGCAGGGCAAUGUUCUGGAGGCUCUGGAGAUGUUCCAGUCAGGGCAGCCUCAGACACCUCAAGGCCAUCCCUUGGCUGAUUAUCAUUAUGCAGGCUCUGAUACAUGGACACCUCAUGAGAAGGAGUCAUUUCAAAUGGCUUUUCACACCUAUGGGAAGGAUUUUCAUCUCAUCCAGAAGGAGAUUCAAAGUAAGACUGUGGCACAGUGUGUGGAGUACUACUACUUCUGGAAAAAAGAACGUAGGAUUGCUCCCCCUCCUGCUCAGACUGUGGGCAGACCAAAGAAGAGCAAAAGCCCUCCCAAGGAGGAGAAUGGGGAGAUGGAGAAGAGAAGCCGAAGAAGGCCCCGCAGCACUGUAUGUCCAUGCUGCAAAUCGCCACAGCCACCCCGCUCAGCAGGAGGCCUGUUUCCGUGUAGGACAUGCAAACGGGUGUUUGAAACAAUGAAGGAAAGGAACAGACAUGAGAGAAGGCAUUGCCCACAGAAGGAAGAUGAGCCUCACCCCAAGAAGAAAAGACUAAAUUAUGGGGUGUCUGGGGCUAGCAAGAGUUAGAUGUAAAUAGGAGUUGAUGUAAAUUAGAUUGGUUUUUAAUGUUUUAGGGUUGAGGUUUUUUCCUGUUUAGUUUUUUAGAAAGAGAUUUUAAUUAGUUACUGUAAGAGGU